UCAAACAGGCCAACCCCCCCGCCCCAAACAGCCGCUCAAACUUCGGUCUUAUUUUUCGCCUGUUAGUGGAACCCCCCCCAAAACCAACCAUACGAUUUCCCCCGAGCUCCCCGAAUUCCCCCGCCCCCCCAGCGGCCCCCCGCUACCGUCGUCCGCCCGACGCCGCCCACCCCCCGUUUUCCGAGCUGGCGUGGCGACGCAAACUCACAAAUAUUUACUUCCUGUACAUCAAGAGGAAAGGGGGCCCCCCUUUCGUGGAAUGCGGCAACAUGGGCGUGUUUGACCGCGGAGUUCAGAUGCUGCUGACCACGGUGGGGGCCUUCGCCGCCUUCAGCCUCAUGACCAUCGCCGUGGGGACAGACUACUGGCUGUACUCGCGCGGCGUCUGCAAGAUCAAGAGCACCAACGAGAACGAGACCAGCAAGAAGAACGAGGAGGUGAUGACGCACUCGGGCCUCUGGAGGACCUGCUGCCUGGAAGGUUCCUUUAAAGGCAUGUGUAAGCAGAUAGAUCACUUCCCAGAGGACGCCGACUAUGAGGCGGAUGCUUCCGAGUACUUCCUACGCGCUGUGCGGGCCUCCAGUAUCUUCCCCAUCCUGAGUGUGAUCCUGCUCUUCAUGGGGGGGCUGUGCAUCGCCGCCAGCGAGUUCUACAAGUCACGCCACAACAUCAUCCUCAGCGCCGGCAUCCUCUUCGUCUCCGCAGGCCUAAGCAACAUCAUAGGAAUCAUUGUGUACAUAUCAGCCAACGCUGGGGACCCUUCCAAGAGUGACUCCAAGAAGAACAGCUACUCCUACGGCUGGUCCUUCUACUUCGGUGCCCUUUCCUUCAUCAUGGCUGAAAUGGUGGGCGUGCUGGCCGUGCACAUGUUCAUCGACCGCCAUCGAGAGCUACGCGUGGGGGCGCGAGCCGCCGACUACCUCCAAGGUGCGGCCAUCACUCGCAUCCCGAGCUACCGCUACCGCUAUCGACGCCGCUCACGCUCUUCGUCCCGCUCCACGGACCCCUCGCACUCCCGCGAGGCAUCGCCGGUGGGCCUGAAGGGCUUCGGGACGCUGCCCUCCACUGAGCUCUCCAUGUACACGCUGCCCAAGGGCCAAACGGGCACUCCCACGGCCACCUAUAACUCCACGGAGAGGGACCACAACUUCCUCCAGGUCCACAACUGCAUCCAGAAGGACCUGAAGGACUCGGGUGGCCACAGCAACACCGCCAACCGGCGCACCACACCUGUAUGAAACUGACAGUCGGACCACAGACACUAACAUACAUCAGAGGGACUUUGG
Messenger RNA from Salarias fasciatus (jewelled blenny), 1286 nucleotides. RefSeq names its product calcium channel, voltage-dependent, gamma subunit 2b (gene cacng2b). The record is from RefSeq and is a predicted model, not a curated record. The transcript is spliced from 4 exons. Gene Ontology annotation, molecular function: channel regulator activity; voltage-gated calcium channel activity. Gene Ontology annotation, biological process: postsynaptic neurotransmitter receptor diffusion trapping; regulation of AMPA receptor activity; positive regulation of synaptic transmission, glutamatergic. Gene Ontology annotation, cellular component: postsynaptic density membrane; AMPA glutamate receptor complex; voltage-gated calcium channel complex. The coding region runs from base 270 to 1238 and encodes 322 amino acids. Lineage: Eukaryota; Metazoa; Chordata; Actinopteri; Blenniiformes; Blenniidae.